AUGCUGCCCCGCCAUCGCUCGUCCUGCAGCACCUUCUAUGUCGAGAUCCGCUCCAGUGACGAGCGCAUUACACUCGGCACGUUCAAGACGGCGCACGAGACGGCACGCGCCUACGAUGCGAUCGCCUGGUGCCUCGGCCGCUCCCGCCGCAACAUGAACUGCCACGACGUGUGGAUGCGGGAGCAGGCGGAAGCGCUCGCGCCGCCGCCGGCCGUCACGCGCGAGCAGCAGCGGCGCCAGCAUGAGCUCGAGCAACGCCUCGUCAUCGUGGAGUGCGACGACCGCCUCCGCCUCGAGUGGGCGCGGCAGUUCCCGAGGACGUCGCCGUGGAGGAGGCCUUCUACGCGCAGAAGGAGGAGGAGAAGGCGGCGGCGGUGA
This is a messenger RNA of Lolium perenne, 378 nucleotides long. The record is from RefSeq and is a predicted model, not a curated record. NCBI's taxonomy places the organism in Eukaryota, Viridiplantae, Streptophyta, Magnoliopsida, Poales, Poaceae.